Symbiodinium sp. CCMP2456 is the source of this 1007-nucleotide messenger RNA. The record is from the annotation of a GenBank genome assembly. Lineage: Eukaryota; Dinophyceae; Suessiales; Symbiodiniaceae.
GCGCUUGCAUCAUUGGCAUGGAUUACAAGGAUGCCUACAUUGGUGAUGAGGCCCUGAGCAAGAAGGGCAUCCUCACUCUCAAGUACCCCAUCGAGCACGGCAUCGUCACCAACUGGGACGACAUGGAGAAGAUUUGGCACCACACAUUCUACAACGAGCUACGGGUGGAACCCGAACAGCAUCCGGUGCUGUUGACGGAGGCUCCCAUGAAUCCCAAGGCCAAUCGUGAGCGCAUGACGCAGGUCAUGUUCGAGACUUUCAAUGUUCCGGCGAUGUACGUGGAAAUUCAGGCAGUCCUGUCUCUCUACGCCUCCGGCCGCACCACGGGCAUCGUGAUGGACAGCGGCGAUGGAGUUUCUCACACGGUGCCUAUCUACGAGGGCUUUGCGCUUCCACAUGCAAUCCUUCGUGUGGACCUGGCCGGCCGUGACCUGACGCACUACCUAAUGAAGAUCAUGACUGAGCGCAGCUACUGCUUCACUACUACGGCCGAGCGUGAGAUUGUCCGAGACGUCAAGGAAAAGCUCUGCUAUGUCGCCUUGGACUUCGACGGCGAGAUGAAGGCCGCCAGCCUUGGCAGUGACAAAGAGAUGCAUUACGAGCUGCCCGACGGCAACGUCAUCACGCUGGGCUCUCAGCGCUUCCGCUGCCCGGAGGUCCUCUUCCAGCCUAGUUUUGUGGGCAAGGAGGCAAGCGGCAUGCACGACACCGCCUUCCAGUCCAUCAUGAAGUGCGACCUGGACAUCCGAAGGGACCUGUUCUCUAAUAUUGUGCUGUCCGGAGGCACCACCAUGUUCCCGGGCAUCGGUGAGCGCAUGACCAAGGAGCUCACAGUGCUGGCUCCCGCCACCGUGAAGGUCAAGGUGGUGGCGCCCAUAGAACGCAAGUACAGCGUGUGGAUUGGAGGCUCUGUCCUGGCCUCCCUCAGCACCUUCCAGCAGAUGUGGAUUUCCAGAGAUGAGUACGAUGAGAGUGGCCCGAAUAUUGUGCACCGCAAGUGCUUCUGA